Molecule: messenger RNA, 1815 nt
Organism: Parus major (Great Tit)
Lineage: Eukaryota; Metazoa; Chordata; Aves; Passeriformes; Paridae
Product: maestro heat-like repeat-containing protein family member 7
Exons: 8
Coding region: 643-1815 (390 amino acids)
Cellular component (GO): cytoplasm
Source: RefSeq, a predicted model, not a curated record
CCCUGCACAGCCUGUCCAAUGGGCUCUGCCCAACAGGCAGAGAGGUCCAGGAGACUCGGGCCCCUCUCUUUCCUGAGGCUGCUGCCAACGCUCCCUCCCUGCCCCUCAGGGCACUGGGGCUCUGUCACCUGGAACCCCACAGCUACACAGGGCAUGGCUCUGUGACUGAGACACCCCUGACACAGAGCUCUGAUCCCACAGAGCUGCCACAAUGAUGUGGAGAACUAUAGCUUCGUCAAGUCCCACAGUAGAGAAGGUCCUGCCAACAUUGCUUUGUGUGAUGGAGGAUUGGCCUCUGCACAGCAUGUUCACCUCUGAUGGGGACAACACUGGUGUCUUUGCCCUGGCUGCAACUCUGGUGCUCUGGGUGAUUAUCCAGGUGCCCAAGUGCCACGAGGCAAUGCACAUUUAUGCCUCCCACCUGCUUGUGGCUCUGAUAGUUCAGAUUUUUGACAGCACAGUGCAUAGUAAUGAGGAGGUUGACACCUUUUGGAUGCAAUGCCAGGAAGAACAUGACCUUCACACAAACGCCAGCAGGUGCUCCCUCCCAAUCCUUCUGUCCCUCCCAUGUCCCCAGGGCAGGAGCCAGAGAUCACAGUAUGACCUGGGCUUUGCUCUGCACACAGGUUUGCAGUGCAGACCAUGAAGGCCCUGUUCUGCCGACUGCGGUGUGACAGUGUGGUCAUGCAAAUGGGACGCAAGUGUGGCUGGGACACGCUGCUCCAUGCUGACACCCAGCACUAUGCCGUGGGUCUGCUGGCCAGGGAGAUGCACCGUGACUUGAUCCCCUUGUGUUCCCGCAUGGCAUGCCAUCUGCUUGGGCUGCUCAGCAAAUCUGGGCAUCGCUGCGAUCUGCAUUUCCUGGCAUUCCUUGUGGAGGUCCUGGAUUGCCUGGAUUUGAGUCAAUGCAGGGACAGUGUUCUGGAGAUAAUGUCAAGGUACCUGCAGAAUGAGUGCAGGGAGAGGCGUCGCCUGGCGCUCAGAGGCCUUGUGGUGCUCAUCAGGGAUCCCUCCACGGCAAGAAGAAUAGGAAUCCUGUCUCAACGGCUUGUGUAUGUGCUGGGUGAUGCAGAUGGAGAGGUGGUCAGGAUGUCCCUCUGUGUCUUCAGCAAUGUUCUUCAGCACAAGGAUAUCCUGAUAUCCAGCACCACCGCCCCAAAGCUGGCUGAGGCACUCCUGCUGCUUUUUGACCACGACAACAGCCAUGUGCAGGUGCUUUCCAUUCAACUUUUUCAAAAGAUGAUGUACUUGGUAGUAGAUGAGGGAAAAAAGCCCCUGAAGAGAACAGUGAGCCAGAGCCUGCUCCCGCUCUUUUUGCUCUGCCAUGAAGAGAACCAGCACGUGGCAAAGGCCUCUCGGGAAACAUUGCUUUGUGCAUCUGGGUUCCUUAAGAAGAGGGGUCUGAAGCAGUUGAUUAAGAAUGAGGAGCUGUCAAAGUUUGGCAAAUGCCUGGUAAGGACAGCCUGGAGAAGCUCCCUGUCCCCAGGGCUCAGUGUGUGGGGCUGGCAGCUGUGGCCCAGUGCUGUACCCAUGGGAGCCAGCCUGAGCCCUACACACCGCUCCCUUCCCUGGGCCACACGGGUUCCUCUUCAGGCUCCUGUGGCCCCGAGCCGGGUGCCGAUGGAGCCCCGAGCCACUGGGGUUGUGGGCUGGGCCGGCACCGCGGCUCCCCGGGCAGCAGCCGGCCCUCUGCCCCCUCCAGAGCCCGGCGCCAGCGGCUGCUGCCCGGUGCCUCAGGGCUGGGCGGGCACGGGAGGCCGGGGCUGGCCUCAGGCAGUGCCCGGCCGAGGGGCAGAUCAGCAGUUUUAUAGUUAA